This is a messenger RNA of Helobdella robusta, 1029 nucleotides long. RefSeq lists its product as hypothetical. The annotation marks the transcript as partial. The transcript has 10 exons. The record is from RefSeq and is a predicted model, not a curated record. NCBI's taxonomy places the organism in Eukaryota, Metazoa, Annelida, Clitellata, Rhynchobdellida, Glossiphoniidae.
GACCUAGAAACCGUGGACAGCGAGGAACUUGCCCUGACCCGAUUCGCCAACACCCAUCCAUGCUAUGAUCUGAUGCCUGCCAGUUGCAAGCUGGUUGUUUUUGACAUCAAUCUCAAUGUUAGCAAGGCAUUUUAUGCACUUGUACAGAAUAGUAUAAGAUCUGCGCCUCUGUGGUCAAUAGAUAAACAUGAUUUUGCUGGUCUUCUUACAGUAACUGAUUUUUUGAGAGUUCUUCAAAAGUAUUACCAUUCUCCCGAGUUGGAUCUGAAAGAAAUUGAGGAUCAAAAAAUCUCAAACUGGAAAAAUAUACUGGGCGACUCGGACAAGCCGACAAUUCAAGUGGAGCCCGACACCUCCUUGCUGGCUUCCGCUGCUAUCCUGGCGCGUCAUCACAUCCACCACCUUCCUGUCGUUGAUCCCAUCACGGGCAACAUUCUCUUCGUCCUCACCAGUAAGAGGAUACUGAGGUUCAUUGCGUCAUAUGUGAGGAAAGAUGUGAUAGGCAACCAGUUUCUUCAACAAACCAUUGAACAAUGCCAAGUCGGCACCUAUGAAAAUGUUCCCCAUGUUACCUUUGAGAUGACGCUGGUAGAAGUAGUUGAGUUGUUCAUGGGUAACAACGUGUCGGCACUUCCAAUCGUCAACGAGAAGAACCAAGUCAUUGAUAUCUACAACAAAUCAGAUGUCUUUUCCAUUGCAGAUGACCAGAUGUACACAGAUCUUAAUGUCACCGUCAAGAAAGUCAUCGAGCACAGGAAAGAAGUUCGGCAGUACCUUCAGACUUGUUCUUCCAGUGAAAGGUUGUGUGAUGUGGUCGCCAGGAUGGUCGACACUGGGACGCACUGCAUGGUCGUCGUGUCAGACAGGAAGGAGUUGAAAGGUGUCAUUUCAAUCACUGACGUCAUCGAUUUCCUCAUUCUCAGACCUUUCUGUACGUUGGUGUUAUUUUUAUUAUUAUUAUUAAUUGUUUUUAUUAUUGUUAUUAUUAUUACAUUUGCUAUCGUCUUGAGAGCUUGGUGUUUUUUCUAG